Molecule: messenger RNA, 5881 nt
Organism: Anolis sagrei ordinatus
Lineage: Eukaryota; Metazoa; Chordata; Lepidosauria; Squamata; Anolidae
Gene: RARA
Product: retinoic acid receptor alpha
Biological process (GO): retinoic acid receptor signaling pathway; cellular response to corticotropin-releasing hormone stimulus; regulation of transcription by RNA polymerase II
Cellular component (GO): transcription regulator complex; nucleus
Molecular function (GO): RNA polymerase II cis-regulatory region sequence-specific DNA binding; nuclear glucocorticoid receptor binding; zinc ion binding
Source: RefSeq, a predicted model, not a curated record
UCUUUCUCUCCUCCUCCUCUUCCUCCUCCCCCAUCCUGUGCUUUCCUGCAGUUGGUUGGGGCUGCGCAAGACACAGCACGUGGCAGGUAAGGAAAGAGUUAAGCCAGUCCAGAGCCGACUUUUCGUGUCAGGAAAGAUUUUGUGCUGCCUUUAAUCUAUCAGUCCUGUACAUCACACACACACACACACAGAGGCGUGCACGCACCCACACAUUCUCUCUUUCCCUCUCUUUCCCAGGGAGAGAAGGAAGGAAGGACCAAAAGAAAUCUGCAUCCAAGGAGAUUCAGGGGGGGUUCCAGGCCUUGGCAUCUUCUCAAGCAUUCAAAACCUGACAACACAUUUGUACCAUUCAUCUCUUCUCUUUCUCUCCUCCCCUCCCCUCCGCCUUUCCCUCCCUCUCUUUCUCUGGCAGGGGACAGAGAUGCAAUUUUAAGAUAUGUGUGUACAUAACCCAUGAGCACAGUUUUCGGUGCAUUACAUUCAGUCAUCUGCUGGACAGGAAAAAGCUCUUUUAUUUCUACCAGGAAGCCUUACUUCUUUUUUUGUAUGAGUGUGUGUGAAACUUUUUCUCCCCCCCUUUUUUUAAAAACUGAAGCGAAAGGAUAUUCCUUCCCCUCCCUUUCCUUUCUUUCCUCUUGUUAGUUUGGGAGAAGGAGAGAGAACCAUGGGACUGAACAGGAGGCGGAAAUGUGACCAAAAUGCUAUCUAACACCAGUGAGUCUCCUUCUGGUUUUUGGGAAGGCGGAGUGGAUUUUGUUAUUAUUAUUUUUUCUCAAAGUAAAACAUUCCUCUUCUUUUUCUUUUCUUUUCGGGAUUUAUAAAUACAUUUUGUCUCGAAACGGGAAACAGCAUCUCAGCUUGGAUUGGCCGGCCUAUUUCCCAAGGGACGCGUCUGGAAUAGAAGAUUGAAGACUUGAAUAUUAUCUUUUGGGUUUUGUUUUUGUUUUGUUUUUUGUGUGUGUUUUAACUUGAAGCAAAGACACUGGUGGCCAACCCGGCCUGUUUGGCGGAUUCCCCAGCCGCGUUUGGAUUCCCUAAAUACUUCCCCGCUAGGGAUCAAGAGGCGACGGAGAGGGGGAGAAGGAUCAGGAAACAGAAAACAACCGACAAAAAGCCUCCCCCUUGUCUCUUUGGGAUUCGUCGUCGUCGCCAGUAUAGGAUUCUGCUCUCCGAUCCUUCAGAAACCAAACUUUUGCUUUGAUUCCCUCCUUCCCAUCCCCCUCCACCCUCCACAAGCCCCCAACCUUCUUAUCCUCUUGUUCUGCCUGGAGAAGAUGUACGAAAGUGUGGAUGUAGCUGGUUUAAGCAACAGUCCUAACCCCUUCUUCAUGAUGGAUUUUUACAACCAGAACCGUGCCUGCUUGAUCCAGGACAAAGGACCCGGAAACCCUAACCCUUACAGCACCCCUGUCCGUAACCAGCAUUGGAACAGUUCCAAUCACUCCAUUGAAACACAGAGUACCAGCUCUGAAGAAAUCGUGCCCAGCCCUCCUUCGCCACCCCCACUGCCCCGAAUCUACAAACCCUGCUUCGUGUGCCAGGAUAAAUCAUCCGGCUACCACUAUGGUGUCAGCGCCUGUGAAGGAUGCAAGGGUUUUUUCCGCCGUAGCAUCCAGAAGAACAUGGUGUAUACCUGUCACCGCGACAAGAAUUGCAUCAUCAACAAGGUGACACGAAACCGUUGUCAGUACUGCCGCCUGCAGAAGUGCUUUGAAGUUGGCAUGUCCAAGGAAUCUGUCCGAAACGACAGAAACAAGAAGAAGAAAGAUGCUCCAAAGCAGGAAUGUUCGGAGAGCUAUAUCAUCACGCCUGAGGUAGAGGAUCUCAUUGAGAAAGUACGCAAGGCCCAUCAGGAGACCUUCCCUGCCCUCUGCCAGUUGGGCAAAUACACCACGAAUAACAGUUCUGAUCAGCGGGUGUCUCUCGACAUAGACCUAUGGGACAAGUUCAGUGAACUAUCCACAAAGUGCAUCAUCAAGACAGUUGAAUUCGCCAAGCAGUUGCCAGGUUUCACCACGCUCACCAUCGCUGAUCAGAUCACGCUUCUCAAAGCUGCCUGCCUAGACAUCCUGAUCCUCCGGAUAUGUACGCGCUACACCCCAGACCAGGACACCAUGACUUUCUCAGAUGGCCUGACACUCAACCGCACGCAGAUGCAUAACGCAGGCUUUGGGCCACUCACGGAUCUGGUCUUCGCCUUUGCCAACCAGCUGCUGCCACUUGAGAUGGAUGAUGCCGAAACAGGACUGCUCAGCGCCAUAUGCCUCAUAUGUGGGGAUCGGCAGGACCUGGAACAACCGGAUCGAGUAGAUAAGUUGCAGGAACCACUUUUGGAGGCCCUAAAAAUCUACGUGAGGAAGAGGAGACCUAGCAAACCCCAUAUGUUCCCCAAAAUGUUGAUGAAGAUCACAGACCUCCGAAGCAUCAGCGCAAAGGGUGCUGAAAGAGUCAUUACCUUGAAGAUGGAGAUCCCUGGGUCGAUGCCCCCACUCAUCCAGGAGAUGCUGGAGAACUCUGAAGGCAUGGACACGUUGGGGGCCUCAACGGGGUCCUCGUCCCGCAGCCUCGCCCCACCUCCAGGCAGCUGCAGCCCCAGCCUUUCUCCCAGCUCCAACAGAAGUAGCCCUGCCACCCAUUCGCCGUGACCCCACUGGCCACCAGGACAAGCCGCUUGACCACCCCCUUCCCUGCACACUUCGGUCUUUUGUUCCCUGGCGAUGCCUGGACAAACGUCUGAGGAGCAGGGGUGGGGCGAAGGGGGGAAGCCGUGGGACCUCAUGCCACUGGAAGCAAUCUCCUCUCCCCCCACCCUCUCUGCGCCACGUGGGUCACGGUCGGGCCCAUAAAGGUGGGCUCCGCGUACUGUUCCAUACCAGCACACAUCUUUUGUUCAACCGUUCCAGCAAAAGAGGGGUUCUGCUCACAACAGAGGCCCACUCUCCCACCGCGGAGGCACAGAUCGUAUACAGGAAAUUCCGAACUCUCUGCAGACAGAUCAAUGAGCCGAUCUGGAGGACAGAUGCUCAGAACUAAGAGCGAGACUUUGCAUAUAUAUAUAUAUAAAUAUACAUAUAUAUAUAUUAAAAACAAACAAACAGCUGAUUACAGAAAAAAAAUCACCUCCUAUGUGGCACGCACCAACCCACUGUCCUCUUCAUCCUGUCGUGCACACAUACACACCUCCACAAUUGGGGGUUGCCUGCUUCUUGUUGCAGUGAAAAUGAAGUGGUGUUCUUUAUUUUCCCCUCUCCCUCUCUCUCUUUCUCUCUCUUUCUGGUUGAGUUUGCAUUUCAAAUGUUUCAGGGGGAAAGGGUGUAAUGUUUCCUGUUUUGUUUUUUGUUUUCUUUUUUAAUGGCUCAGACCCCCUUUGAUUGUCCUCAACUUGACCGUGCAAAGUUCCCUUUUUCCUCCUUCCUUCCCUUGCCUCUUCUCCCACUCCUUGUCCACCCACACAUGCCUAAAAAUGUCACCAGCAAAUAAUAAUAAUGAUAAUAAUAAAGUAAAAUUAGUUCUUCAGGUUAAGAAAAAAAAAGAGUACACAUAGAACAAGGAGGGAAGGAUUUCAUUUAAGAAAGAAGAAAUAUUAUAUCUAUAAAUAUCUAUAAAUAUCUAUAAAUACGUUUUAAAAAGAAAACUUUGUAAAAGUUUGGACAUUCGGAAGGUUUCUAGAAAGAGCUUGGCAAGGAGAAAACCGAGGGAAACAAGAUUUGUGUAGGGGGGUUGGUCACAAUUUUCUUUUUUAAUGUGAAACCUGUAUUCAGAGCUACAUGUUUUUAAAAAUCAGGGGCCACACUCACACACAAGGCUGAACCAGAAUAACAAGGGUUCUCUGGCUUAUUGGUACUGAGCAGCGGGCCAGUGCACACAUCCCAGUCACUCCAGCUUGAUUCUCUCUGGAAAUCUGAACUGCAAAGGUGGACAACUUUGGCCAAUCUAGGGCUCAUUUGGAUCAACCUGUUCUGUCCCUUAAAACUGGGUGCUUUUAUUUUUUUGGAAGGAAAAAAACAACCUAGGUAAAAGCACUGUUUUGAUGGAACUUGGCAGAAAACCGGGGACAGGGUGAUUCAUCCCUGAUUUUAAAAAGGCCUCUUCCUGUUUGCGGCAUGGCUUUGUUCCCAAUUUACGGAGACCCUAAGGCAGUGUUUCUCAACCUUCCUAAUGUUGCAACCGCUUAAUACAGUUCCUCAGGUUGUGGUGACCCACAACCAUAAAAUUAUUUUCGUUACUACUUCAUAACUGUCGUGUUGCUACUGUUAUGAAUCGUAAUGUAAUGUUUGAUAUGUAGGACGUAUUUUCAUUCAUUGGACCAAAUUUGGCACAAAUACCCAAUAUGCCCAAAAUUGAAUACUGCGGGGUUGGGAGGGGAUUGAUUUUUGUCAUUUGGGAAUUAUAGUUUGCUGGGAUUCAUAGUUAACCUACAAUCAAAGAGUAUUCUGAACUCCACCAAUGAUUGAAUUGAACCUAACUUGGCACACACAACUCCCAUGACCAGCAGAAAAUAUUGGAAGGGUUUGGUGGGCAUUGACCUUGACCUUUGGAGUUGUAGUUCACCUAUAUCCAGAGAGUACUAAUGACUCAAACAGUGAUGAAUCUGGACCCGAAUAAUCAAUAGGCCCAAAUGCGAAGACUGGUGGAAUUUGGGGAAAAUAUGCCUUGAUAUUUGGGAGUUGUGGUUGCUGAGCUUUAUAGAUCACCUACAAUCGAAGAGCAUUCUGAACCCCACCAAUGAUAGAAUUUGGCCAAACUUCGCACACAGAAUCCCCAUGACCAACACAAAAUACUGUUUUUUCUGAUUGUCUUUGGCGACCCCUCUGACAUCCCCUCGUGACCCCCCAGAGGUCCUGUCCCCAGGUUGAGAAACACUGUCCUAAGGCAAACCUAGUACCAGGUUUUCUUGGCACAGUUUGUCCAAAGGGAGUUUGCCUGUGCCUUCAGGUAAGACUGAGAUUUGAGCAAGGUCAAUGGAUUUCCAUGGCCAAGUCCGGGAUUUAGACCUUAGUCUUUGGAGUUAUAUUUCAAGACUGUGCUGGCUCUCAUUAGAAAAGCCUCUCAGCUAUAGUUGGGUAUGUGGAAGAAGGAUAAUAAAAUAUAGUGGAAGGGUUUAAAAAUGGGAAGAGAGCCUUGUAUUGUCUACCUCUGAGCUCAGGAUGGAUAUGGCUUCAUGUUAUGUCCAAAUGCAGACAUAGCUUGGCUCGGCUCAGGCCAGGCAAUAGACCCAAAAGAGGCCUUUUUGAAACCGUAAAAUAGCAUGCUGCUUUAGGACAAGGAGAAGCCUUUUUAAAAACCAAGAAACAAAACAUUGCAGUUCAUUUCUUGAUUGGAAAAAGGUUUUUCCUGGAUCUAAACUAAAACAUGCGGCAAAAACAUGGAAAAGUUAUCUCUGAUCUGCCAAAGGGCACCGAGAACAUUGUAAACAAACAAAACAAAAAUGGAAUGGGUAUCCUCGGAGAUCUCAAAAAUUAUUGGGAAGGAACUGGUAUAAGGAUGCGCUGCUCAUUGUUGAUAAAUCUGAAUUCUUAGCAAUUCCAACCAAGCAAAUCUGGGUCGUGUGAGUUAAAGGUGCUUAAUUUUGGAUGGAUUUGUAUCCUUUGGUUAUUGGCUGCUUUGACUGAGAGCUGUUCUUUUUGGAUCAGUCUCGGAUACAUAACUACAAUCUGGCAAGAUUUGGCGGGAGGGGCAGAUGAAAAUUUGGGAAGCAAGUCAAGGUUUUAAGCACUGUGAUAAAAGUGUUAUUUUGAGCAAAAAAAAUGCUUGGAGUUUUCUGAAGUAUGUGUGUGUGCUCGCUCGCGCAUGUGUGAAAAACAACCCUACAGUGUUCUAUGUUUCCACUAACAACCCCCUUCCAUUAACUUUAAUGCUGCUUUUAAAUUUUUAGAACAAA